AUGAGUUCAAUAUCCCAAAGUGUGUUGAUGGCACUGACUGUUACGGUCAACAAGUUUGCUUCAUCAAAUGUUCAUGCAGUUCAUAAAAAAGAUGGUAAAAGACCAACUACAGCAACAAGGGCAGCUGAUAUUGGAAGAAGAGGAGUCCUCUUAUCCACUGUGGUUGCUGUAUAUUCAGUCAAUGACUCAAGGACUGAGCUUCUCAAAAAAUAUUUGAAGAAAUCAGAGGAAAACAAGACCAAAAAUGAUAAGGAGAGAAUGGACAGCUAUUACAAGCGGAACUACAAGGAUUACUUUGACUUGGUAGAAGGAUCUUUAAGAGGGAAGAACGAGCAGGAGCUAACUGAAACAGAGAAGGGUAUUCUUGAUUGGCUUAAGAAAAACAAAUGA
This is a messenger RNA of Dovyalis caffra, 390 nucleotides long. The record is from the annotation of a GenBank genome assembly. NCBI's taxonomy places the organism in Eukaryota, Viridiplantae, Streptophyta, Magnoliopsida, Malpighiales, Salicaceae.